AUUCAGUCCAAUCCGAGAUGUGCUUCUGAGUCUGAAAAUCAUUCUGGAUCAGAGAGACUUAAACAAGGUGAUCAGGGGCACUUAAUGUCCACAGGGUCUCUUCGUAAAAAGAAACUGGCAAGAAGACCUGGAUACAUGAGGCCGGAAGCUCAGAGACAGAUAGAAUUUCAGUCCCUGGGUGCCUGCAAACCAUUCAGCCCAGAAGAGCUCAAACAUGGCAGGCAGCAUUGUGGAGACUUUGAGAAAUGCUCUCUUCAAAGACGAUGCCAAAAUAACUUUGACUUCUUACAGUGUAGUGCAGCGAGUAGUGCCGUAGCUCCUGCUCACGGCCUAGCAGCGUUGGCCACUACUGGAAGUAUGCCAGGACACUGCCAAAGCCUUCAGUGUUGCAAGAGUCCACGGUCAGAAGACACGGUGAUAGCAGUGUAUCCUGCUGCAGCAACAAGCAAAGGAGAUGUUUCUGUUGUGUGUUGUACACAGCCGAGAAGCCACAGCACUAAACUGAGCAAGGCCCCAAACGUGCAUGCUUUGGAUCAGACAGAAGUGAACAACAACUGUGACUAUCAAAAUGGAGAUGGUGUUUCUCGUCCUGUUGGUGCACAUGAUAGCUUUAGUUCAAGUUUCAGCUUCAUACAGCUGUCCCUGAACUUGGCCUCUGGAGUAAACGAUGCUGAAGGCAGGUCAACCAGUGAGGAAGCUGACUAUCUGCAUCCCAGCACUGCAGAAAGUCUGCAAAAGCCAGAAGAAAUGGUACAAACUUGUGAGCGCCUAGGAACUUUGCAUGGCUUCUCCAGGCCCACUGAAGAUUUGGAGUGUGAAAAUGAGACCACAGCAAAUUGUAAACCAGAAGACUGUGAGACAGUUUCUCUCUCCGAUACAGAUGCAACAUUUUCAUAUUCUACAGAUUCCUCGGAUGCAACAUCUGCUGGCUCUUCUGUCACCUCAGGCUAUGAAAGUAGCUUCACUGUUAGUGAACAUAACUGGGAUACUUUGAUGAAAAAGUAUGAACCAGUGCUACAGGACUGCCUGCUUGGCAACCGCAACACAUUGAAGAUCAAGUCCUUGAUCUUACGGCUUCAGAGGCUUCAGGAAAAAGCAGUAGAGGAAGAUGACUAUGACAGAGGUGAGAACUGCUGCCCCCUGCCCCCCACUGCAUCAUGCUGCACUUUUAUUUUCCUGUCCCCCUCCUUUCUCUAUUAA
Messenger RNA from Merops nubicus (carmine bee-eater), 1200 nucleotides. Its product is annotated as disrupted in schizophrenia 1 homolog. NCBI's taxonomy places the organism in Eukaryota, Metazoa, Chordata, Aves, Coraciiformes, Meropidae. The transcript has 3 exons. Gene Ontology annotation, cellular component: microtubule; centrosome; mitochondrion. The record is from RefSeq and is a predicted model, not a curated record. Gene Ontology annotation, biological process: cilium assembly; neuron migration. The annotation marks the transcript as partial.